UAUAGCACAAAACAAAAGUAUCGAACAUUUUGAAAAGUCGCUGUGGUUCGAUAUCAACUGCGUAUCGAUUGUCAGUAGAAUAGAGUCACCAUCUAUACGAUUUCGCGCGAUAUGUCACAAAACUGCAAAAGCUCACAAGUUGCAGCAAUACAAUACACAAGCUGAGCUACCUAUACUCAUAUUAUAUCUGCAUAUGGGUUGUUUUGCUUAUACAUGGCUGACGGCUAACACCUUAUUAUAUUCAGCUUUGAGAGGAUUAUUACAAAUGUAUCGUGAUAUUAGUUUAUUUAUUGUUUUUUUAUAAAUUAAUUACUGUAUAGAAUGCGGAAAACUUAUCGAGUUCAUGAAUAUAUAAAUCAUACUCAUUCUGCAAAGUAUUCUAAAAAGUAAUAUACAGUAAAUGUGCUCAGUGUUUGUAAACAUAAAAAACUAACGUUCGGAGAUGCAUUGGCCGUUAAUUUGUCAUUUUUUCUUCAGUAAUUUAUGAAGUUUUAUUAAAACUUAUUUGAUGGUAAACAAAGGUUAUAAAGCAUCUUGACCAUAUUAUGUAUCGUUUUACUUCUUAUUGAACUAAGACGAAUUUUUAAUGUGCAACAAAUACGAAUAUCACCUAUGAAGAUUUACAAUUUUGUUCUUAUGUAUUUGAUAUAAUUUUAAUUACUAUAUAUAUUUUAUAAAAGUGAAUUUAUAAAUAAUCAAUCUACCAUGAAGUAUGAAAGUGGUCGGAUAGCAUUAACAUCAUUUGUUGCUGCACUAGUUACUUUUGCAUUUUGUGAAUACUUAAUUGUUCCAUACUUGAAUAGCUUACAGUACAGUAAUACUCAAUGGCUACACUUAUUAAACUAUGGGAUAUCGUAUUUGUUUAUUAGAGGAAUUUACAAUGUCUCACAUCAACAAAUAUCACACCGUGCUGUCUUCCUUGGAUACACUUUCAGUUCUGGACUCUUGAUGUACAACACAGCAAUGCCAUCAUGGAAAAAUUUUGGAAUGUAUGUUUCAAUAUUAUCGACAUUUCAUUUGACAGAAUACUUAGGAAUCGCUUUCACAAAUCCAGCAGCUGUAAAUAUCAAAAGUUUCUUCAUAAACCAUAGUCCGGCAUAUGUAGGGGCAGCAAUAAUGAGUUGGUUAGAAUUUUUUAUAGAAAGGUAUUAUUUUGUACAAAUGAAACAAAACCAUCUUAUUGUGUUAAUUGGACUUAUACUAUGUUUUUGCGGAGAAAUGAUGAGAAAAUUAGCCAUUUACACGGCUGAGCGCAAUUUUAAUCAUAUAGUACAACAUAAAAAAGCAAAAAAUCAUACUCUAGUCACACACGGAGUUUAUGCCAUUUGCAGGCACCCCAGUUAUGCUGGAUGGUUUUAUUGGUCAAUAGGAACUCAACUGAUAUUGCAAAACCCAGUAUGUUUAUUGGCUUAUGCAAUCAUGUCAUGGAGAUUUUUUAAUGAAAGAAUUAUGGCUGAAGAAGUUUAUUUACUAAGAUUUUUUGGACAAGAUUAUGUAGAGUAUCAAAAAAAAGUUAAAGCUGGGUUACCUUUCAUAAAAGGAUACACUGAAUUUGUAAAUUAAAUUGAUAACGCCAUGAUUCAUAUUUUAAUACUCAUAUAAGUAAAAUUUAUAUGGUUGAAAAAAACUUUUAAGAUUAUCUCAGUGUCUUCAAAUUA
Molecule: messenger RNA, 1658 nt
Organism: Trichogramma pretiosum
Lineage: Eukaryota; Metazoa; Arthropoda; Insecta; Hymenoptera; Trichogrammatidae
Gene: ste14
Product: protein-S-isoprenylcysteine O-methyltransferase
Exons: 2
Coding region: 706-1563 (285 amino acids)
Biological process (GO): C-terminal protein methylation
Cellular component (GO): endoplasmic reticulum; membrane
Molecular function (GO): protein C-terminal S-isoprenylcysteine carboxyl O-methyltransferase activity
Source: RefSeq, a predicted model, not a curated record